GCUUCGACCAGCGCAGAUCCGGGCUCCAACAGUCUGCAAUUUAAUCCGCCUCCUGCGCGCGUUCUUUUGCCUCUCUCCUCUACUGCGGCCUUCGCACCACCAUCACUUGCCUCCCUCUGCAGUCGACCUUUCAUUCUCUAUUUGCUUUGUUGUUGCAAGCAAGCAAGCAAGCAGAAUGUACGCCUCCGACACUGCCCGAUGGCGAAUCACAACAAUCUAACAGGCGCAACAGGAACUCCACCGCCUUCCUGACGCCCAUGGCGCAGGACACGUACUGGGGCUCGUUCGAAGAGAUCUCCAAGUACAAUGUCUCACUCAGCUACUUCGAGAAGAUGUGGCUGGCUUGGUACACAUGGAUGGGCAACGAUGUCUUGGCCACUGGUAUCAUGUCUUUCGCGAUCCACGAAUGCCUCUACUUUGGGCGUUCGCUGCCAUGGAUCAUCAUCGACGCACUUCCUAUGUUCAGGAAGUACAAGAUCCAGCAGGACAAGAUCCCCACCGCCUGGGAGCAGACUCAAUGCGCACUUCUCGUCCUCCUGUCCCACUUCACCGUCGAGCUUCCCCAGAUCUGGUUGUUCCACCCCAUGUGCCAGUACUUCGGCCUCGAGACCAGCGUUCCGUUCCCUCCUCUGUACAAGAUGGCCUACCAGAUCGCCAUCUUCUUCGUCAUGGAGGACACAUGGCACUACUGGGCCCAUCGCCUGAUGCACGCCAGCUCCUUCCUCUACAAGAACGUCCACAAGAUCCACCACCAGUACUCCGCUCCCUUUGGUUUGGCUGCUGAGUACGCAUCUCCCAUCGAAGUCAUGGUCCUUGGUUUCGGUAGUGUUGGCCCCCCAAUCAUCUGGUGUGCCUUUACCAAGGAUCUCCACAUCCUCACAAUGUACUGCUGGAUCGUCCUCCGCCUGUUCCAGGCCAUUGAUGCGCACAGCGGCUACGAGUUCCCCUGGAGCCUGCACCACUUCCUUCCUUUCUGGGCUGGCGCUGAGCACCACGACGUUCACCACGAGAAGUUCAUUGGCAACUACGCCAGCAGCUUCAGGUGGUGGGAUUUCUGCCUCGACACCGAGGCUGGUGCCGAGGCCUCCAAGGCCAGGAGGGAGAAGAAGCUGGCCAAGGCCAAGGCAUUGGCGAGGAAGGCUCAGUAAAUCAAACCUUUCGGAUCGUGGACGAAGCUAUGGAAUUUGUUGUUUAUUCUGAUGAGGACGAUUUCAUGAUGGUUUUAGCCAUCUCCGGCUGGAGCCACCACUUUAAGCGGCGAUUUGCUGCCGACAUGGGACAUGGCGUUUGGGUAAGAAGGCAGCGAUGCAUGUGCCACUGGGUGGCAACACUAGAAAGAUACAGACCCUCAGUAAUGGCAGCUGUAAAUACGUGGGAAGACAGGGUCUUAUAGAAACACCAGCACCUAUCUAAUAUCACGAUCGUUACAAGUUCAAA
This is a messenger RNA of Boeremia exigua, 1437 nucleotides long. Its product is annotated as fatty acid hydroxylase superfamily-domain-containing protein. Lineage: Eukaryota; Fungi; Ascomycota; Dothideomycetes; Pleosporales; Didymellaceae. The transcript has 2 exons. The record is from RefSeq and is a predicted model, not a curated record. Bases 258 to 1148 code for a protein of 296 amino acids. Gene Ontology annotation, molecular function: iron ion binding; C-4 methylsterol oxidase activity. Gene Ontology annotation, biological process: ergosterol biosynthetic process.